AUGGCAUUGCAAAUACAUCCUUCAAACCCAGAUUAUACACUGUAUGCUCAAACAAAAGCCAUGAGAAAUCCAACUGGUGAUAAGGUAUGCUAUCUUGCUUAUUGCCUUAUCUUGUAUGUUCAGCUGCUUUUGUCACCAAAGUACAUUGCGUUCGCUUCUGCUAGUUCUAACGACGAAGCAGAGGCUCUUCUCAAAUGGAAAGCCAGCAUUCAAAACCGAAUCCAGCUCCAAAAUCUAAGCUCGUGGACUUACCUUCCCAGCAACGCCACCAAUUCUUCAAGAAAUCAAAAAGCUAAUGAAAACCCAUGUAAUAUGUGGACUGGGAUUUCGUGUAAUCCUGCAGGAAGUGUCAGCAAGAUAAACCUUACCAACUCCGGUUUACAAGGUAGGCUACAAGAAUUUCCGUUUGUGUCCUUCCCUAAUCUUGUAUACCUUGAUUUCAGCAAGAAUGAGCUCUUUGAUUCCAUCCCACCUCAAAUCAGCUCCCUCUCAAAACUCAUAUAUCUUGAUCUCUCGGAUAAUAAGUUGUCGGGUAAAAUUCCACCAGAAAUCUGUUUCCUAGAAAAUCUCGAGAACCUGUACCUAAAUAAAAACAAGUUAAAUGGCCCAGUCCCUCAAGAAAUAGACCAGCUUAAGUCUCUUGUUGUUCUAAAUCUCAUGGAGAAUAGACUCAGUGGUCCUCUUCCCAUGUCGAUCGCGAAUUUGAGCAGAUUACAAGUUGUACAACUACGUGACAACCGCCUCUCAGGCUCCAUUCCCCAAGUGAUAUCAAAUCUGAUGAACUUGGCUGUUCUGAGGCUUGCCAGAAACAAUUUCACCGGUCAUUUGCCAGAGGGCCUUUGCCGGGGUGGACUGCUUGUGAAUUUCACUGCAAAUAGCAACCGUCUCACAGGUCGAAUCCCCAAGAGCUUGAGGAACUGCACAACCUUGUACAGAUUGCGCCUUGAUGGAAACCAGCUCACUGGAAACAUAUCUGAAGAUUUUGGUGUUUAUCCGAACUUGGAUUACAUCAAUCUAAGCAACAACAGAUUUUAUGGUGAACUUUCACAUAAAUGGGGUAGGUCUCAGCAGCUAAAAAAUCUUGAGAUUGCAGGGAAUAAUAUUACUGGUUUCAUACCGGCUGAGAUUGGAAACUUGACUCAACUACAUUUGCUUAAUCUUUCUUCAAAUCAUUUAGUUGGGAAGAUCCCUAUGGAACUUGGAAGGCUUACUUCUUUGGUGAAGCUUAUACUCAAUGAAAAUCAUCUUUCGGGCGGUAUACCACAAGAACUUGGAUCACUGACUGAUCUCGAGUAUCUUGACCUGUCCGCUAACAACUUGAGCCAGUCAAUUCCAAGCAGCAUAGGGAACUUUGUGAAAAUGCACCACAUGAAUUUGAGCGCCAACAAGUUGAGCUAUGAAAUUCCAACUCAGUUAGGGAGGUUAGAGCAGCUGUCCGUACUAGAUUUGAGUCAUAACUCGCUUGCUGAAGGGAUACCAACUGAAUUUAGUGAUUUAGAAAGCUUGGUGACACUAAAUCUCUCUCACAAUAACCUCUCUGGUGUUGUUCCACAUACUAUUGAGGAACUUCGUGGCUUGGAGUUUGUCGACGUAUCAUACAAUCAUUAUGGGGUCCGAUUCCAAGCAACAAAGCAUUUCAGGAGGCUCCAGUAG
Molecule: messenger RNA, 1653 nt
Organism: Pyrus x bretschneideri (Chinese white pear)
Lineage: Eukaryota; Viridiplantae; Streptophyta; Magnoliopsida; Rosales; Rosaceae
Product: MDIS1-interacting receptor like kinase 2-like
Exons: 1
Coding region: 1-1653 (550 amino acids)
Molecular function (GO): protein binding
Source: RefSeq, a predicted model, not a curated record